Messenger RNA from Callorhinus ursinus (northern fur seal), 1014 nucleotides. RefSeq names its product clathrin binding box of aftiphilin containing 1 (gene CLBA1). NCBI's taxonomy places the organism in Eukaryota, Metazoa, Chordata, Mammalia, Carnivora, Otariidae. Gene Ontology annotation, cellular component: trans-Golgi network membrane; AP-1 adaptor complex. The record is from RefSeq and is a predicted model, not a curated record. Gene Ontology annotation, molecular function: clathrin binding. Gene Ontology annotation, biological process: intracellular transport.
AUGCAGGGCCAGCGGCAGCGGGGGGCAGGGCCUGGCCAGACACCCCCUCCCAGCAGGUGUCGGAGCGACCUCGCAGAGGAAGCAGGCGACGUUUCCCUCUGCCCGGCUUCUAAAGACAUCGGUGCAAGCAAGGCGCCAGGGGGGCGGAGAGGCGCUGGCGCCGAGUGUCUCUCCGGGGGCGGGGAGGGCUUUUCUACCUGCCCCGCCGGCGGCCCGGACCCCGGGGAGCACAACAGCGCCUGGGGGGAGUUUGAAGGCUUUCAAGAAUCUUCGGCCAAGUCUGAACAGUUCUCCCCAAACUUUGAGCUCCCGGAGAGACCCCCUCAUCCUCGGCGGCAGUCAGUGGCUUCUACCCAAAAGGAGCGUGGUUCUCGCCAGCCUCCCCAGGGCGGGCCUGGGGUGCCAGGAGCCGCGGGCAGCUCACCUUGUGAGCUUCUGCCCACCUACGAGGAUGUGUUCAGGUUUGUUUUUCAAGAAGUACCAGUCCAGCAGGCAACUGAAGGCAUCCCCCCCUUAGACUGCAUCUUAGAACUGCCCGGCUGUGAAUCUGGACAGCAACUGUGUUCUGAAUCUAGAAAACUCUGGAGAGCUCUUCAGAACACAAAUAGCACAUCGGCCUCUCGAUGCCUCUGGAGUGAGUCCCGUUGCCAGGAAAAUCUCUUCCUCGUUCUUGGAAUAGAUGCCGCUCAGAAGAACCUUUCCGGAGACCUGGGUCACAUUCUGGAAUGUUCCGACCUCCAAGAGCCUGAAGAACUGGGCGUGCCCACCUUCCGUCUGCAGCCCUGCAGAGCCCUGAUCCAGACCAAGCUCUCAGGGACUUCCGGCGGCAGACAGGGGAACCUGCUUGCAUGCAGCCUCUUUCUGAAGACCCCCUUACACAGAAACGGGCAGUACCUCACAGUUCCAUGGAAAAAGAAGAUCUUCAAUCCACGUAACCUAAAAAUGACCUUGUUUAAUAGUGACGUUUGCUAAAACGGGAAUACUUUGUAUUUUUAUCAGGAGUUUUACAUUUUC